Messenger RNA from Carcharodon carcharias (great white shark), 1194 nucleotides. It is a transcript of the gene pla1a, whose product is annotated as phospholipase A1 member A. Gene Ontology annotation, molecular function: lipase activity. The coding region runs from base 1 to 1194 and encodes 397 amino acids. The record is from RefSeq and is a predicted model, not a curated record. Gene Ontology annotation, biological process: lipid metabolic process. Lineage: Eukaryota; Metazoa; Chordata; Chondrichthyes; Lamniformes; Lamnidae. The transcript has 9 exons.
AUGAAGAAAAAUUUUGUUUGCUUUGCAGUUAAUGGGAAUAUUUCACAGAACUGUUCUGAUUUUCAAACUUCUUCCUGGAGGAACAUUUUACAAAGGUUGGACCUCAACGUCCAAUUUAUGCUGCUCACUCGUAGGAACCCAGAUUGUGCCCAGCCUAUCAAUGUGAACAAUGACUUUCAAAGUUCAAACUUUAAUGGAAGUUUGCCCACGAAGCUAAUAUUGCAUGGUUACAGGAUGAUGGGCAGCAAGCCUUCUUGGGUUGACACCCUGGCAAAAGAAUUGAUUAGUGCAAUGGAUGUGAAUGUUGUUAUUGUCGAUUGGAUUAUUGGUUCGACAGCUGUAUAUCACAGUGCAGUGCGGAAUUCUGCUCUGCUAGGACAUAAGAUUUCUACCCUUAUAACAAACUUUAUCGCACAUGGAAGCACAAAGGACUCUUUCCAUUUGAUUGGAAUCAGUCUGGGGGCGCAUGUGGCUGGAAUUGUGGGUCAUAUUUUCAAAGGAAAACUAGGACAGAUCACAGGUUUAGAUCCCGCUGGACCCAAGUUUUCAAAGGCAAGUGUCAAUGAGCGUCUUGACCCUAGUGAUGCAAUCUUUGUUGAAGCCAUUCACAGUGAUUCUGAUUGCUUUGGAAUUUCUCAACCAGUUGGGCAUAUUGAUUUCUACCUAAAUGGUGGGAAAGACCAACCCGGUUGUGCUCGGCCCAUUUUAUCCUCAGUGUACAAGUAUCUAAUCUGUGAUCACAUCAGAGCAGUUUUUCUGUAUAUCAGUUCUAUCAAGAAUCAUUGUCCGUUGAUUGCUUUCCCUUGUCAGUCUUAUGAACACUUCACCAAUGGGGAAUGCACUGAUUGCUAUAAUCACUCAUUGCAGCGCUGUCCACGCAUAGGUACAGAGGAACCCCCAGCUGCUGGUAUUCCCUCAGCAGAACGCCCAUCCUCGUUCUACCUCUAUUGCCCUAAUAAGCAGUCAAGUGAAAGAACAGUGAGAAAAAUCAUAUCAUAUGCCAGGUUUGGGAAUAUGAAUGCCAUCACUAUUGAACUGUUGUCCAGUUGGCGUAGAAAAAGACAUACAAUUCAUAUUGCAGAAUUACGCGUUAGGGAGCUCCCUUUGAAUGACAGAGAGAGGCCUCCCCGCUGUAUCAAUAACAUUGUCACAGAUGAAAAAUUAUUUUUUGGGCAGUUUGUUAAUUGUCUUUAG